GCAACCGACAAUUAAAUCGAAUAAAAUCGCUUUAAAUCGAAUAGAACAAAAAAAAACGAUAGCGAAACCGACAACAGAACCGAACCGAAUCCAAAAGUGCGCGCACGUCAGCGGAAAUCGUUUAUAUGCUUAGUAAAAAAAAUACAAACAACAGAAAACAAAUAGGAAAAUAGCGAAGCUCGAGUUCUCGAACAAUGGUUGUUGCUGUUGCUGUUGCCGCUGCCGACGUCGUUGAAAGCAACAGUAGCAGUAGCAGGGUUGCCGACAGUAGUGGUACCGCUGUGUCUCCAUCAUUUGUCGGUGCUACACAAGACACGGUGGUUAAUAACAAUAAUUCUGAUAAAGACAGUACAAUAACAGGGGCUGGACGGGAGGCGUUGGAUGACAGUGUUCCUCGCCUGCAACCUUCAAGGGAUACUGAAAAGAACCUGUAUCAGAAGUUAAAAAUCAACACAAGUGCGAGCGACGUUAAUAACAUCACAAACAACAACAUGACGGAUGCGGCCAAAGGAACGACAACAACGGAAGCGACGGAGUCGAUGGAGGCCGUUCCCACCAAGAGUGCUGUCAGCCAGCGAAACGUGGAUAUUAAGAUAGAAAGGACCAGCAACAAGGCCACCCAACAGUUAACCAAGAAGGUGCUCAAACUAGAUCUUGGCGGCAAGAACAUUGACGAAUACUCACUCAAAUCGCCCAAGUCACCCAUAGCUGCACGAUUGCCGCAUCAAACGUCGAUAACGUCAUCGGUGGAUGUAGAGGACAGGAAGACAUUACGAGAGGCCUUAUACCAGGGUAUAUUUCAUCGGCACCGACGUACUAUUUUUGCAGUGGGCAGUUUCCUGCGUAUGCUGCGCAGCCGCAACUCACAAUACAAUACGAUACGCAGCUCUUCGGAAGGCGAGGACAUCGAUGAGCAGCCGAAGCAUCAUCUGCAGAAACUGGAGCAGUCGCAAGAGCAACUCCAGCCGCCUGGCGAAGAAGUAACGACCAUAUACGCAACAUCGCCAUCUGGACAACAGGGACAAUCGGAUUCGCUUUAGAUGUCCCUGCUGCUUGAGUUGAAUUUUGGAUUUAAUGAUUAGCUCAUACGACAUCCGCGUAUCAAUCACAGCUUAUUUACGAAUAUUUUAAAACAUCGUGCAACCAUGAGACUAGCAACCCGUUGUGUUAGCAUGUAGUGAGCCAUAUUAGUUCCGUAUUUAGUAUUAUUGUUUACGGACUAAGGCCAGACUUCUUCAUCUGCAGGACACGGAGAAGGAAACAAAUUUUUUCAAUUCGUUCAUACUUUAGCGAUUUCUUAUUUUAAGUAAAACCUGAACGUCUUACUUCCAUUUUACGUCAAACCAACUUAAUUGUAUUGAGUUUGCAUUGUUUCAGCGCCCAGCACUGUACUUAAGCUAAUAAUUAUGAGUUAGGAACAUUCCAUUUGCUUGCUUUAGAAGAAAACUUAAAAUUAUUUGUGCGUUAAGUGUACACAUACAUGACAUGACGCCAGGUUAAAAAAAAGUGUACUGACCAAGAAUCCGCUAUGCCAAUAGCAGCAUCCUACAUAUUUGGAUAAACACUAAAUGUUUUCAUCUUAAAGGUUUAUUUCCCCCAAAUCAUGCUUCAGCGAAUCAUGCUUCGUGACUGAAUUCGAAAUCUGUGCAUUGUAAUUAAUUCAAUUUCGUAGGUCCAUCAAUGUAAUUUUUAAUAAUACACAAUGUAAUCGCCAUUUUGUAAUACUUUGUUUUUUACAUUUUUAUCUUCACAAAGUGGAAUAAGUACUUUUCUUAGCAUUUGGUAAAGUUAAUAGAAAUUAUUUUUGUUUAUCUUAGCUACACCCGUUACUCUUAAAGUAAAAGGUAAUACCAGAUCCGUUCGAAUUAUAUAUUAAUCAAAAGAAAAGUAAAGUAAAUAUAAAUUCUUCAUUGGUAGGAACGUCGAAGUUUUAGGAACUAAAAGCUAGAGUGGUGGAAC
This is a messenger RNA of Drosophila erecta, 1959 nucleotides long. RefSeq lists its product as uncharacterized. NCBI's taxonomy places the organism in Eukaryota, Metazoa, Arthropoda, Insecta, Diptera, Drosophilidae. The transcript is spliced from 3 exons. Bases 195 to 1040 code for a protein of 281 amino acids. The record is from RefSeq and is a predicted model, not a curated record.